CUCACGACGUCCCGCCAAGCCCUGCACCGCCUGCGCCUCCUCCUCCCUACCCUCUCCCGAACCCGCACCCUCACCCGCUCAAGCAUGUCGGCCCCGUACGCGCGCGAGCAAGCCAUCGCGCUCAGCACCGUCCUCAAGGCGUCGCUGCUCGCGCAGAAGAUCCAGGCCGAGCUCGUUGGGUCCGGUGGCGUCGAGAAGAAGGACAAGAGCCCCGUCACCGUCGGCGACUACACGGCGCAGGCGCUCGUCUCUGCGCUCCUCGCGGCCCACUUCCCCUCGGACGCCAUCAUCGGCGAGGAGGAUUCCGCCGACCUGCAGCGUCCCGAGCAGGCGACCGUCAAGGCCCAGAUCGUGCGCCUCGCGGGCGAGGCCAUGCGCGAGGAGCUCCCCCUCGCCGACGAGGAGCGCGCGUGGGCCGACGUCAAGCGCGUCGAGCGCGGCGACACCGAGUGGAUGGCAGCGAUUGACCGCGGCAACAGCGAGGGGGGCGCAAAGGGGCGGCACUGGGCGCUCGACCCGAUCGACGGCACCAAGGGCUUCCUGCGCGGCGGCCAGUACGCCGUGUGCCUCGGCCUGAUCGAGGACGGCGAGGUCGUGCUCGGCGUCAUGGGCUGCCCGAACCUGCCUGUCGACCCCAAGCAGCCCGAGGGCGACAAGGGCGCCCUCUUCGUCGCCGUCAAGGGCCAGGGCGCGUUCCAGCGCUCCUUCACCUCUCCGACCCUGACCCGCAUCACGAUGAACUCGCUCGCGUCGCUCUCGGCCGCGUCGUUCUGCGAGUCGGUCGAGGCGGGCCACAGCGACCACGGGACCAACGCGCGCAUCGCCGAGCUGCUCGGCAUCACGCGCGACAGCGUGCGCAUGGACAGCCAGGCAAAGUACUGCUCGAUCGCGAGGGGCGACGGCGACAUUUACUUGCGCCUGCCCGUUAGCGCGACGUACGAGGAGAAGGUCUGGGACCACUCGUCGGGCUCUCUGCUCGUCGCCGAGGCCGGCGGCAUCGUGUCGGACAUGCACGGCCUGCCGCUCGAUUUCUCGCUCGGCCGCACGCUCAAGGGCAACAAGGGCGUCAUUGCCGCACCGCGAGAGUGGCACAAGCAGGUGAUCGAGGCGGUUGCCAAGGCGGUCGGCGAGGAGGGCAAGUGACCGGGCGCGCGAGCGGGCGAGAGGAAGAGGGCGCGAGGGGAGGGGAGCGGAGGGCACGCGGGUUGUACAGACGCAAGGACCGGGGCGAGGUUGCAAAACGCCACAGCUGUACCAUGCU
Messenger RNA from Rhodotorula graminis WP1, 1261 nucleotides. RefSeq lists its product as uncharacterized. The record is from RefSeq and is a predicted model, not a curated record. Gene Ontology annotation, biological process: sulfate assimilation. Gene Ontology annotation, molecular function: 3'(2'),5'-bisphosphate nucleotidase activity. The transcript has 4 exons. Bases 85 to 1143 code for a protein of 352 amino acids. Lineage: Eukaryota; Fungi; Basidiomycota; Microbotryomycetes; Sporidiobolales; Sporidiobolaceae.